AUGUCGUACAGAGUUGAAACGGCUUCGACCGGUCGCGCCGGCUGUACCUCUACUGAGUGUAAGGCUGCUAACAUCAAGAUUGACAAGGAUGAGCUCCGUCUGGGCUGGGUGUCAUUUAAAGAUCAUGAAUCGUGGAAGUGGCGUCACUGGGGAUGCGUGACUGGCAAAGUUCUCGAGGGAAUACGCACCUUUCUUGCCGAUCCAGAUGCACCUGGAACAUACCGAUGGGACGCGCUUGACGGCUACGACAGCGAGGGUGUCGAGAAGAACAGCCUGGAAAAGCAUCCCGAUCUCCAAGAAAAAGUCCGAAGAUGCAUCACCCAGGGUUUCAUUGAUGCAGAGGACUUCAAUGGAGACCCUGAGAUGAACGUCCUGGGUGCCGUUGGGCUUCGCACGAAGGAGGGUAAGAAGAAAAUCAAAGAUGAUCAAAAGGCACGUACCCACGAGUUCGAAGAAAUGAGAGCUCAAAUAGCCGCUCUGCAAGAUGAGGUAGCCAUGCUACGCGCCAACGGAGCAACCGUCCCGAAGCGAGAAGCUGCUAGUACGACUGCGAGAGCUGACCUCAAUGAACAGUUGGCUGGGGGCUCAUCGACUGGCAAGAAGCGGGUCAAGGAUGAAGCCGAUGAAGAUGAGGCCACUCCAGCGAAGAAAAAGCGAGCAACAAAGAAGAACUUGAAGGCGGACCCGGAAGACGAUGAAGAUGAGGCCACUCCAGCGAAGAAAAAGCGAGCAACAAAGAAGAACUUGAAGGCGGACCCGGAAGACGAUGAAGAUGUGAAGCCGGCGAAGGUAGCAUCGAAGCCUCGAGCCAAGAAGGGAGUCAAGAAGGAAGAGGACAGCGAUGAGGCUGCUGAGGUCAAGCCACCGCCAGCAAAGAAACCCCGGGCUAAGAAGGGUGCGAAGAAGGGAGAGGAUACAGAAAUCUCCGGAGCCGUUGAUCAACGGAUCAAGGACGAAGAGGAUGCCGACGCUCCUGCUGUCGUAUCCGCCCCCAAGAAAGGCGCGUCUUCAAAGAAGGCUGUGAAGGCCGAGCCAGCCGACCAGAACGCCGGUAUCGAUCCUGUUGUGAAAUCUGCAAAAGUCAAGCCAGCGUCAAAAAAGAGUGGAAAUAAGGCGGUCAAGAAUGAGCCUAUGGAAGAACCAGCUUUGGCUCACGAAUCAAAGCCUGGUAUGACUGAAGGUUCUUCUAUGAAGACUCACAUCCCGGAGCAAGGUGAAGCCGAAGCUACCGAGGAGGAUCUCUCUGCAGUCGCCAUCGCUAGGAAUGGUGAAAGAUCUGGUGAUGCCGCCGAUAAGGUCAAAGAUCCGUAA
Messenger RNA from Drepanopeziza brunnea f. sp. 'multigermtubi' MB_m1, 1311 nucleotides. NCBI's taxonomy places the organism in Eukaryota, Fungi, Ascomycota, Leotiomycetes, Helotiales, Drepanopezizaceae. The record is from RefSeq and is a predicted model, not a curated record.